AUGUCAUUUCUUGGGAUUCUUCAUCUGAAAGUUUAUCAAGGCUUUAAAGCAAUCUGCAGAUACAGUGAAACUGCAAAACAACUUUACGACAUAACAAAUCCUGUAAAGUAUGAGAAGUAUCUUCGGCCUUACCACAAAGAUGGCCCAGUGACUGUUGAAGUUCGAGUAACGGUGGUACACUUUGUUGCAGUGAGAGAGAUGAGUGAAGAGUUCUCAUUGGACCUAGUCAUCUGGCAACUCUGGAAGGAUCCGCGGCUGAACCAUUCUUUAAAUUAUCCAAUCACAUUACCUGGUGACGCAAAGAAGCUGAUAUGGCUUCCUGAUACGUUUUUUCUUAACGUCAGGAGUGCUACUAUCCAUGAUGUAAUCGCAGAAAACAGUAAAAUUGUCAUAAAUUCGGAUGGAAUUGUCGCCUACAGCACAAGUUACUGUGUUGUGAUUUCGAACACACAUUCUUCCUCAGACGCAUAUACUGCUGACGAGCUGGACUACAAAUGGUUCGAAAGUAAUCACCACAUAGAUGUCAAGGAUGAACAUUUGGCAGAGCUUACUCUCACAAACACGGAAGCCAUUAAAGAUGUUGAGACUUAUGCAGACGUUAUUGUUCUUACUGUCUUAGGUACCCACUCUAAACUUGUCGCUCGCUUCUGGUUCAAGCGCCGUCUUGGAUAUGCUUUCCUUCAAAUAUACAUCCCCACCAUCAUGCUGGUGGUCCUUUCUUGGCUGUCUUUCUGGAUCCCCAAAGACUCUGUUCCAGCCCGAGUGUCACUCGGAAGCACUACUGUGCUAUCAAUUGUAACAUUCACUGGCUCGUUCAGGAGCUCUCUGCCAAAGGUUUCCUAUGUAAAAGCAGUGGAUAUCUAUUUUAUUGUAUCCUUUGCUUUCAUUUUUGCUGCGACCAUUGAGUAUGUCCUGGUCUUGCUUAACACUGGGCUAAAGCGUCAUUUGUCAAGCAGUAACGAAGACGUAAGACACAACGAAAAGGAAAAAGAGCAUCGCCCAACUGAAGAAGUAAAAGAGGUUGGAGAGGAGACUGGAAACAAGCCAAAUAAAGGCCGAAGCAGUUCGAUGCAAACAGCUAAAACAUACUUGCAGUACGUCUUAAUCAAUAAUGAAGCCAGUUUUAUCGAUAAAGUGUGCCGCUUCCUUUUUCCGUGUUGCUACGUCAUUUUCAACUUGAUUUACUGGACCUAUUUCGAGUUGGCAUCAUUUGGAAAACACCCUCCCGACGAGUAAACACCAAGUGAGAAGGUUCUUCGGGAAAGAGUUAACCCUUAAUUAUAGACCGAAUGAAAGGGUGACCCACAACAGUGGUCUUGUACUUUACCACUCCUGAUUUACCAGUAACUGGUCUAUAUGUGCGAAUGGAAAUGACGGUUUUUUUUGUUUUGUUUUGUUUUUUUUAUCAUUUAGCAACUACAACGAAAACCAUGGCUCCUGAGCUAAGUGAAAAAAUUUUACAUUUUUGUCGGCUCGACGAAAUAUAUUCAAGUUUCUGUUAGUUGUGAUGAAACUAGGGAGUCUAUUAUGUGGCAAAACGUUAUCUCAAGUGAGUUGUUUCACGAGCACUCCGUCUUAUUUGCUUGACGGAAGGAGAAAAAGAACACAAACAGCAAACUAAAAAAAUAAAAACAAAAAUAAAAACAAGGUUUUUUCGAUAUCAACUCAAAAUUGAGAAUCACUGAAAGCGUUAGUAAAGGCCACAAAUAAAACAAGGGUUUACAUGUACCUGUUUGUUUAUUUGUUUGGUUGUUUGUUUGUUCUUACUGCUUGUUCUUGAAGUAAGAGAAAAGUAGAACACGCCAUCUGACGCGAGAUGGUCAAGAACCCAGUUCCCGCCUAGUAAAACUGUAGCGUUUUUCCAGCGAUGUUUUACCAUGCGUUUGUUUCCGUGACCGAAAGAAA
This is a messenger RNA of Orbicella faveolata, 1905 nucleotides long. RefSeq names its product gamma-aminobutyric acid receptor subunit delta-like. The record is from RefSeq and is a predicted model, not a curated record. Gene Ontology annotation, cellular component: membrane. Gene Ontology annotation, biological process: monoatomic ion transmembrane transport. Lineage: Eukaryota; Metazoa; Cnidaria; Anthozoa; Scleractinia; Merulinidae. Gene Ontology annotation, molecular function: transmembrane signaling receptor activity; extracellular ligand-gated monoatomic ion channel activity.